Messenger RNA from Nymphaea colorata (pocket water lily), 3003 nucleotides. RefSeq names its product synaptotagmin-5. The record is from RefSeq and is a predicted model, not a curated record. Gene Ontology annotation, molecular function: lipid binding. Bases 351 to 2882 code for a protein of 843 amino acids. The transcript is spliced from 14 exons. NCBI's taxonomy places the organism in Eukaryota, Viridiplantae, Streptophyta, Magnoliopsida, Nymphaeales, Nymphaeaceae.
CGCUAUGAAACAAGAGCACCAACGUACAGAUAGGGCCAGUGCUGGUCAAUGGAUGCCUGGUUCGUUGGCCACCUCCACCACCCAGGCAGACGCUCCGAAACAAACGGCAGAAUCUCCACUCGAUGACUCAAAGUCCACUGCCCAUUGUCUUUCCUUUGUCCUCCUCCUGCUGCAUUCUUCGAUGAGACUCUCUCUCUCGUCUCAACCAAUCAAACAAUUUUUUCAGUCAAUGGUGUAUCGAUCUGUUGAAUGUGAUUGACAGUUUUUUGAGCUCCCAUUUAUUGACCGCAAGUAACACACACACAGAGAGAGAGAGAGAGAGAGAGAGGGGAAACGAGAGAGAGCUCCCUAUGCCUAACGGAAGUGGGUCUGCCGUUGAAAGCCAGAAUUUGCUUAGCACACCUGCCCAAUGGGCAUUGGCCCUUCUCUACCGCUCGUGUCCUCGAAAGGCUAUGCAGUUCUUCGAGCAUGUCAGGCCCUCCCUGCAGUUUCUCAUGCCUCUGUUUCUUCUUAUGUGGGCAAUAGAACGAUGGAUCCUUCCCUCUUCCAGUUUUUUGCUGGUGGCCUUCGUGGUCUGGGCCACUCUUCAGUAUGGAAAUUUUCAACACCAGAUACUUGCUGAAGAACUUAAGAAGAAGUGGAUACAUCUUUUGUUAAACACAACGCCUACAACACCUUUGGAGUCAUGUCAAUGGUUGAAUAAACUCCUUGUCCAAGUUUGGCCAAAUGUUGUGGCUCCCAAGCUGUCAAAGCAUUUUUCUGCUGUCUUGCAGAAACACAUAAGGAUACGGAAGCCAAAGCUUGUUAGAAGAAUCAAACUUCAAGAAUUUUCUCUAGGUUCAUGCACACCUAUAUUAGGAAUGCAUAGGACACACUGGACAACUGCAGGAGGGCAGCAAGUUUUACAUAUGGAUUUUGAAUGGAAGACAAACAACAUGUGCAUAAUGCUGGACACAAAGUUGGCAAUGCCUUUCCUUGGGACAAAACAGAUUCUAAUCAACAGCAUUCAUAUUAAGGGUGACCUUUGUGUUUUGCCAAUACUAGAUGGACAAGCUAUUCUUUAUUCAUUUGAAACCACUCCAGAGUUGAGCAUCGGAAUUGCAUUUGGAAGUGGAGCAACUGGAGGAGAUCAAGAACUUCCGACAUCUAAAUUGCCCGGUGUCUCAGCUUGGCUGGUUAAAUUUCUUACUGAUUUGUUGGUUAAGACAAUGGUCGAACCUCGUCGCAGAUGUUACCCUUUGCCACUGACAUCCGACAAAAGAACUGUUGUUGGUGGUACAGUUUCUAUUACAGUCAUUUCUGUUAGUAAUCUGCUCAGAGCUAACAUAAAACGACAGAAAGCUUCCCAAAGUCAUGGCUCAGCUGAACUUGAUGGAUCUUCAGAUGGUAGUGCUAAUGAUGGCCUGCACACAUUUGUUGAAGUGGAGCUUGGAGAUAUCUCACAAAGGACAGAUGUAAAACAAGGCUCAAAUCCAAACUGGAAUGCUAGCUUUGAGAUGGUGUUACCUGAAAGUUCAAGCACGUUGCAUGUGCAUCUUUAUGAAUGGAGUCCAACCAACAUGAAGCUUGACUGUCUUACUAGUUGUGAGAUAAAGAUGACCCACGUUGCAGAUGAUUCAAUAAUAUUUUGGGCGGUAGGAUCUGAAUCUUCUGCAAUAGUUAAACAUGCUGAAUGUUUUGGUAAAGAGGUUGAAAUGGUUGUUCCCUUUGAUGGUACUGAGUCAGUGGAGGUAACUAUAAAACUGGCGCUGAAAAGGUGGCUGUUUGCUGAUGGCUCCAACAAUUUAGAGAAGUCCACAUUAAGCUCUGAAAUGACCACAGGUGGCUCAAAACAACUUUCUCCAACAGGCAGGAAAUUUAAGAUCACCAUCAUAGAGGGAAGGAACCUUGCAUCAGUGGGCAGACCAGGAAUGAGUAGUACCUAUGUGAAACUACAGUAUGGCAAGGUUCUUUACCAAACAAGGACACUCUCUCAUGCUGUAGACCCCAUAUGGAAUCAAUCUUUUGAGUUUAAUGAUAUUGGAGGUGGUGAAUAUCUAAAAGUAACAUGCUAUAGCUCUGAUAUAUUUGGAGAUGAUAGUGUUGGAAGUGCAAAAAUAAACUUCGAAGGUUUAACUGAAGACUCAACAAAAGAUAUAUGGAUUCCUCUGGAAAGAGUAAAUACAGGAGAACUGAGGAUUCGGAUUGAACAAGUGAAAGAUGGAGACAUAGAAGAUUCUCAGAGUAAAAAUGAAGGACGAGUGGCUGGUGUAAUAGAGCUUGUUCUUAUUGAAGCAAAAAGCCUUAUUGCUGCUGAUUUAAGUGGCACAAGUGAUCCAUAUGUUAAAAUCCUUUAUGGGAACACACACAGAAAGUCUAAGGUUGUUCAUAAAACACUCAAUCCCCAGUGGAAUCAAAAGUUUGAGUUUCUUGAGACUACGAGUCACCUAGAGCUGCAUGUAAAAGACCAUAAUAUUGUUCUCCCUGCAUCAAACUUAGGAAAGUGCAUUAUUGAAUGUAACAGCCUGCUUCCAAAUGUUACACUUGAUAAAUGGGUACCUCUUCAAGAAGCCGAAGCUGGAGAAAUCCAUGUGCAAAUUACCAGGAAAGUGCAUGAACAGCAAGUGCAAACUGCUGUUGAACAUGGUUUUUCAGUAUCCAGUAAGGCACUCCAAAUGUCUCUAAAGGUGCAAGAAGUUGUAAAAAAGUUUCAUGUGUUGGUGGACAAUGAGGAUCUUGAUGGGAUAUCAAUGGCAUUGAAUGAGAUUCAGCAGGUGGAGGAGGAGCAGGAAAAGUAUAUGUUGCAGCUAGAAAGAGAGAAAAACUUGCUUCUCUCCAAGAUUAGUGAGCUGGCGAAGGAAAUCAACCAUGCUGUCUUGGCAUCUCCAACAUUACAAUUGUAACAUACGGGAGGCCCAUUUUUCUGUAUAGUAAUGAUAGCAGCAACUAUUUCUGCGUGUAUCUGUAUGUUGGUGUACAUUUACGCGAGGAUUUAUAUAUGCAUAUUGCAUAGAUAUUCGCUCC